UUGCUUCGAUCGCUUCUUUUGGUGAGCUCGAAUCCUCGCAAUCUACUUCAUCUUUGACCUACCCUGUAUAGAAGUCUGCUGUUCGUGCAACUGCUUCGAGUUGAUCUGGUAUCUGGUCGGCCAACACCGAUCCCUUGAUUGCCAUCCAUUUCACAUCCACUUUCACAUCCACAUCCCCUUCCGCUUAGUUGCCUGUACUUCUUUCCUCCACUCGCGCCACCAGCGUCUUCUCCGAUAGAACUUUGCCUCAGGAGCUUUCCCUCCCGGCGUCUUCUGCAGUCCUAAGCAUACUCUGAAGAUCUCUGCUUAACUUCAUAUCGCGUCUUUUGCUCGCCCCCUGCCCCAACAACACAAAUCUUCCCGUUGCUGCGUGCCGCUUUUUGCUCCCUUUUUUCAACACCGACCGCGGCCUCUUGUUGAAUCCCUCUUCACCCUCCGGUCGCUUUUCCCGGAGCCGCAUCUCUUGUCGCUAUUUACGCGCUUUAUCAUCACCUUCGGUAUUUGCGUCUUCUAAGUCAUCUUAUCUCGCGCGGCCUUCGACCUCUUCGUCCCCCCUCCCUCGCUCACCAGGGCCAUCCGGCCUGCUCCCGCCUCUCGACCUCGACUUCACCAGAUCCUGUUUGUCCGUAGGCGCCGCGUCAUCUAUCGUACACUGAACCGACCGCUCCGUUAGCUAUCCUCUCGCCUUCUUUUCUCGUCGCCGGACGCCUGUUUAACUAUUCUUUUUUUUUUUUUUCUUUUUCCCUUUCCUUUUUCCCCCUUUCAUUGCUUUCGGUAUCUCGUCCUUCGUUGGGGUAAAACGCCAUGGCCGAUCAGGACGUGGAUCUGGAUUCUAUCAUUGACAGACUGCUGGAGGUGAGGGGCAGCCGGCCCGGAAAGCAAGUCCAACUUCUGGAAUCGGAAAUCCGCUAUCUCUGCACAAAGGCGAGGGAAAUCUUUAUCUCUCAGCCCAUCCUACUUGAGUUGGAGGCACCUAUCAAGAUCUGCGGUGAUAUCCAUGGCCAAUACUACGACCUACUCCGCCUCUUCGAAUACGGUGGUUUCCCACCGGAAGCCAACUACCUCUUCCUCGGAGACUACGUUGACCGUGGCAAGCAGUCACUCGAGACGAUCUGCCUUCUUCUUGCCUACAAGAUCAAGUAUCCUGAGAAUUUCUUCGUUCUUCGGGGGAACCACGAGUGCGCUUCUAUCAACCGUAUUUACGGUUUCUACGAUGAGUGCAAGCGGAGGUAUAACAUCAAGCUGUGGAAGACCUUCACAGACUGUUUCAACUGCCUUCCCAUCGCGGCUAUCAUUGAUGAAAAAAUCUUUACCAUGCACGGUGGUUUGAGCCCUGACCUCAACUCCAUGGAACAGAUCCGCCGUGUCAUGCGUCCCACUGAUAUCCCCGAUUGCGGCCUCCUGUGUGACCUUCUAUGGUCCGAUCCUGACAAAGAUAUCACGGGAUGGAGCGAAAAUGACCGAGGUGUUUCAUUCACAUUUGGACCGGACGUAGUAUCGCGUUUCCUCCAGAAACAUGAUAUGGAUUUGAUAUGCCGCGCACAUCAAGUCGUUGAGGACGGCUACGAGUUCUUUUCCAAGAGGCAGCUGGUUACACUAUUCAGCGCUCCGAACUACUGUGGAGAGUUCGAUAAUGCUGGUGCAAUGAUGAGUGUGGAUGAGAGUUUAUUGUGCUCUUUCCAGAUUCUGAAACCAGCAGAGAAAAAACAAAAGUACGUUUACGGGGCAAUGAGCUCAGGCCGACCCAUCACUCCUCCGCGAAAGCAAAAGAAGUAAGCAUACGAGCUUUUCCAUGUUCAGCAGGUUCGGGCGGAGAUAGAAACGCCAUAUCCGCGUGAGUACACGAGAGAUUCAGCAUCCCACGACAUCGAUAUUAUUUGCAUUGAGACGAUCGGAAGUAACGACAUGACUCAACCUCUCGAGAGGACUAUACGACAUGCAGAGAAUCGCCACAAUUUCCUCCCCGCAUCCUAAAUUCCAGCGACUCCGACUUGACUCUUUACGCUGAUCAUGUUCUAUUUCUAUACGGAAGGUACUUUGUGCUCACAAUAGGGAUUGGUGUUCUCCUUUUCCUACUUCUUUUCCUCAUCUUCGCCGCCUUUUGUUCAUGUCUACCUCUUUUCUCAUUUCCUCAAUGCAUCCAUUUUACCUCUCGUUUAUGUGAAUUCAUUUACCAGAGGAAGGGAAGGCAACGGCUGCAUUUGGUGUUUCUAUUCGAUGUUCUUUCUGUGCUGCUGCUCCUCCCUGUGUUUACUGCUCUCCCGCCUCGUUCCUCU
Aspergillus nidulans FGSC A4 is the source of this 2276-nucleotide messenger RNA. It is a transcript of the gene glcA, whose product is annotated as type 1 serine/threonine-protein phosphatase catalytic subunit bimG. Lineage: Eukaryota; Fungi; Ascomycota; Eurotiomycetes; Eurotiales; Aspergillaceae. The transcript is spliced from 5 exons. The coding region runs from base 805 to 1776 and encodes 323 amino acids. Gene Ontology annotation, molecular function: protein serine/threonine phosphatase activity; hydrolase activity. Gene Ontology annotation, biological process: regulation of cell budding; chitin biosynthetic process; regulation of mitotic cell cycle. Gene Ontology annotation, cellular component: cellular bud neck; kinetochore; nucleus. The record is from RefSeq and is a predicted model, not a curated record.